Messenger RNA from Triticum dicoccoides, 366 nucleotides. RefSeq names its product MADS-box transcription factor ANR1-like. Bases 1 to 366 code for a protein of 121 amino acids. The record is from RefSeq and is a predicted model, not a curated record. NCBI's taxonomy places the organism in Eukaryota, Viridiplantae, Streptophyta, Magnoliopsida, Poales, Poaceae. The transcript is spliced from 2 exons. Gene Ontology annotation, molecular function: protein dimerization activity; RNA polymerase II transcription regulatory region sequence-specific DNA binding. Gene Ontology annotation, biological process: positive regulation of transcription by RNA polymerase II.
AUGGCUAGGGGCAAGAUUGUGAUUAGGAGGAUUGAGAAGAUGAGCAGCAGACAGGUCACCUUCUCCAAGCGGCGUCAUGGCCUGAUGAAGAAGGCACAUGAGCUGGCAAUCCUCUGUGAUGUCCAGGUCGGUGUCAUCGUCUUCUCCUCCACCGGUCGCCUCUACGAGUAUGCCAGCUCCACCACCACCACCACCACGGGCAUGCCUUCCAUCAUUUAUAAGUACCAAUCUGCACAGGAGAACCACCAGCUGUUGAAUCCAGUGUCACAAAUCAUGGAAGCUAAUGGGGGAGAGAUUAUCAAACCUAGGAGUCAACGACUUGUGUUUAUUGGAAAAUCAACUAGAGAAGAGCUUACGUUGUAUUAG